AUGAGUGAAUAUCGACUUCAGCGCGCGAAGUCCGUGGCCAUCGUCAACUCGAAUCACUCCCAAGUGGUAAGCCUUAAGUUGUUACCUAGACUUAAAAGCAGCGCCAUAUUGUCAUUUCAAAGUUUAAAAAAUCUAUUUAUAUCCGUUAAAAUAUAAUUAACUACCACAAUAUAAUACAGUGAAUAUUAUAUUGUAGUAGAUAAUUAACUUCAUUUAUAAAACUAAACCUAUGAUACAUGUUACAUUGUUUCAGUUGACUCGCGCUUACUCAGUUGACAACUUGAACGAUUUCUCUCACGCCAUUCCACGCUACCUUCCACAGUACCCAACGUACUCGACGUACCGAAGAACCUACACUCCAUAUGUAAAGGAUCACACUCUAGUAAGUUCAUAAACCAUAAUAAAAUUUGACUUUACUCCGUAUUUUAAAAUUAUUUCAAAUGUAAAAAUGUAAAACACAUUACACUACCGUGCCUUCAGUUUACGGACUACUGGUACGACAAGCACCGCUAUUUCUCGCCCAUUCACGAAUACACAUCCUCCAUUCCUCGUCGCUACUACAACAGCGACAACAUAUCCAACCCGCUCUACUGGAGCUACCCGUACCCAUACUGGACCAGAUACAACAGCUACUUGAACAACUACCCCUACUUCAAGACGGUCAGCCCCAUAACCGACUCCUACUUCGACACCGUCUACCGCCGUGCCUACUACAGCCCCUACAGAACGUUCGCCCACAACAACGUGCUUUCCCGGCCUUGA
Molecule: messenger RNA, 762 nt
Organism: Bursaphelenchus okinawaensis
Lineage: Eukaryota; Metazoa; Nematoda; Chromadorea; Rhabditida; Aphelenchoididae
Source: the annotation of a GenBank genome assembly